AUGCCACCUUAUCUGAAUAUAUACGAUGGAACAACCAACCCCGAGGAUCAUGUGACCCAUUACGUCACCGCCGUGAAAGGCAAUGACCUCUCCAAGGAACACGUAUCCUCCAUUCUGCUAAAGAAAUUCAGCAAAACCCUCACGGGAGGUGCAUUGACCUGGUACUCGCAACUGCCGGCACGUUCUAUCAAAACCUUCGAGGAAAUGGCCGAUAAGUUCGUGACGGCCCAUGCCGGGGCCAAGAAGGCCGAGGCAAGAGUGAAUGACAUUUUUGCUAUCAAACAGUUCCCGGGAGAAGGACUAAGUGACUUCCUCAUCCGUUUUAACCGAGUAAGAAUGACUUUCCCCAAUGUAUCAGAAGGGAUGGUGAUAGCUGCUUUUCAAAACGGGCUAAGCAAAAAUAGUUCAAGGGCGACAAAAAAAUUAUUAAGUCGGCUUAUGAAAUAUCCCCAACAACUUGGGACGAAAUACUAUGCCGAAGUCCGAGCAAACGAAGACGACCUCAAUGGGCCGACCCAUCGACUGACCUCAGUACAAGCAGAAUCCAGAAAGGAUCAGAGAAAUGAUAUAAGAAGAGAUCUUGUGGCCUCACGACCAAACCAGGAACGACAUCUCCCAUAUGUCAGAACUACCGUUGUAUCCUCAUCUCGCCAUGAAGAAGGCCCACCCCGAUCAAGAACAGGGACUCACUAG
Molecule: messenger RNA, 693 nt
Organism: Nicotiana tabacum (common tobacco)
Lineage: Eukaryota; Viridiplantae; Streptophyta; Magnoliopsida; Solanales; Solanaceae
Source: RefSeq, a predicted model, not a curated record